This is a messenger RNA of Hypoxylon fragiforme, 564 nucleotides long. RefSeq names its product NADH dehydrogenase, alpha subcomplex, subunit 8. Gene Ontology annotation, biological process: mitochondrial electron transport, NADH to ubiquinone. The transcript is spliced from 3 exons. NCBI's taxonomy places the organism in Eukaryota, Fungi, Ascomycota, Sordariomycetes, Xylariales, Hypoxylaceae. The coding region runs from base 1 to 564 and encodes 187 amino acids. The record is from RefSeq and is a predicted model, not a curated record.
AUGGCGGGCCGGAAGCCAGUCUUCAACGAUCGAAUUCUCAUCGACACCACUCCCCUCCCCGACUCUAUUCCUUCCGUCAAGGAAGUCGGAUCUACCUCCGCACCUCUACUCUCCGCUUCCUUCUUUAUCGGCGCCCGGUGCCGCCCCUACAAUGAUGAUUUCAUGCAGUGCAAGACCGAGAACCCCGGCAAGGGCGAGUUUGAGUGCCUAAAGGAAGGCCGCAGAGUCACCCGAUGCGCCGCCAGUGUCAUCGACGACCUUAACAAACACUGUCUAGAGGAUUUUCGCAAGCAUUGGCAGUGCCUCGACAACAACAACCACCAGAUGUGGCAGUGCAGGAAGGACGAGUGGAAGCUCAGCAGAUGUGUAUAUGACAACUUAAAACUCGAGAAGACCAUCCCAGAUGCUCUUAAGGGCCAGACACCCGUCCACCUUCGGACAAAGCAGAUCUACGCUCAUUAUCCCAUUUUAAGAGAUCGCGGCCAACCGCCCUUCGGCAAAGCUAUAGAUCCGCCUUCAGUCCAAGCACAAGCACAAGCCCAAGCUGAUGCGCCAACCUCAUAA